CCCAAACUUGCAACAAGCAAGACGUAUGCGCGCGCGUUGUCAGCUGACAGACAAAAAAAAAGCUACAGAAAAGUUCUAAAAUUUUUGCGAGAAUUUCCAUAUACAGUGACUGAGAUUGAGAUUGGGAUUGAGACUGUGACUGUGACUGUGAUUGACAAGUACUCGCACGAUCGACAGAUCGGAUCGAUGUUCGCGUAGUGCGGUGUGUCCGACAUAUGAUGAGCCUGACUGUGCUCUCGCUGCCGCAACGUUUCAAACGCCUCCUGCAAGCCAUGUCACUCGCCGUUGCCGUCGUCUAUAUGACGCUGAUGCUCUACCAGAGCGCCUACGGAUAUCCGGGCAUCCAAUUGCCACACAGCCAGGUGGAUGCAGCCAAUGCCAAUGCCAAUGAACCUGUGACCACACAUCGCGACCAGCUGCUCCAGGACUAUGCCCUGCACUCGUCCAGCUCCACGCCCACCCAGCCGGCGGCUGCAGCUGCCGCCGCUGCCUCCCCCACCACCGUGAUCAUCCGCAAGGACAUACGCAGCUUCAACUUCAGCGACAUCGAGGUCAGCGAACGGCCAACGGCCACGCUGCUCACCGAGCUGGCACGUCGCAGCCGCAAUGGGGAGCUGCUCCACGAUCUGUCGCAGCGAGCGGUGACGGCGACGCCCCAGCCGCCCAUCACCGAACUGGAUGACAUUUUCAUCAGUGUGAAGACAACGAAGAACUAUCACGAUACCCGACUGGCGCUGAUCAUCAAGACCUGGUUCCAAUUGGCCCGCGAUCAGACCUGGUUCUUUACGGACACGGAUGAUCACUACUACCAGGAGAAGACAAAGGGCCACCUCAUCAACACCAAGUGCUCCCAGGGCCACUUUCGCAAGGCGCUCUGCUGCAAGAUGUCCGCCGAAUUGGAUGUAUUCCUGGAGAGCGGCAAGAAGUGGUUCUGUCACUUUGACGAUGACAACUAUGUCAAUGUGCCGCGGCUGGUGAAACUGCUGGACGAGUAUAGCCCCAGUGUGGACUGGUAUUUGGGCAAGCCGAGCAUCUCCUCGCCGCUGGAGAUCCACUUGGACAGCAAGAACACGACAACCAACAAGAAGAUAACCUUCUGGUUUGCCACUGGCGGCGCUGGCUUCUGUCUGAGCCGUGCCCUGACGCUCAAGAUGCGCCCCAUAGCAGGUGGCGGCAAAUUCACCAGCAUCGGCGACAAGAUACGCUUUCCGGAUGAUGUCACAAUGGGUUUCAUUAUAGAGCAUCUCCUGAAGGUGCCCUUGACGGUGGUGGACAACUUCCACUCGCAUUUGGAGCCCAUGGAGUUCAUACGCUCCGAUACGUUCCACGAUCAGGUGUCCUUCAGCUACGCCCACAUGAAGAACCAGUGGAACGUGAUCAAGGUGGAUGGCUUCGAUCUGAAGACGGAUCCCAAGCGCUUCUACUCGCUGCACUGUCAGCUCUUCCCCUACUUUAGCUUCUGUCCGCCCAGAUGAGGCCGCGUAUGGGUCCCCCCCACAAUGGGUCCGACGGAUCCUCCAUUUGGCUGUUUGCAGGCGCGCGCGCCCCCGUUCCUCCCUGAUUCGGUUCAGAACCGAUGUGGCAGGGCAGGCGUCGAUAAAACCAAUCUCGCCACUGUGAUUUAACAUUUAAGGGUUCUGUAUUGUAUUUUGUAUGUGUAUAUAAAUGAAAGUUGUGCUUCCUAACGGUAUAAGGUAUACAAUCUGCAGGUGGAUCUGCAGAUAUUGCAAUUCCAACACACUUCCAAGUGCUUCCCUAUAGCAUGUAGUAACACGGAUUCUUCCAAUCUGCUUAGCUGCUAGUUAAAUUAAUCGUCUAGUCUACAUUUAAGUGAACCCCUCCCCUGCUUCCUUUGCAGAGCUACAAAUGACCACAGCUCUGAGCCUGAACACCCUGUCCUCAGCCCCUUUGCUGCUCGUAGUCCGUGGUAGUUGUGUAACACUGUAAUGCAGUCUAAUAAUCGCCUAAACUAGCUGAUAAAUGCGACUAUUUGUGUACAUAGCGUGUAUCUAUUAUAAUCGCUAAGCUUUGUUCUAAGAAAUGUUUAAACAAUUUGUUAAUUUUUAGUUUGCUUGAAUAAAAAUUAUAUGACAUACAAA
Molecule: messenger RNA, 2099 nt
Organism: Drosophila obscura
Lineage: Eukaryota; Metazoa; Arthropoda; Insecta; Diptera; Drosophilidae
Product: fringe glycosyltransferase
Exons: 7
Coding region: 216-1475 (419 amino acids)
Biological process (GO): regulation of Notch signaling pathway; pattern specification process
Cellular component (GO): Golgi membrane
Molecular function (GO): O-fucosylpeptide 3-beta-N-acetylglucosaminyltransferase activity
Source: RefSeq, a predicted model, not a curated record